Molecule: messenger RNA, 1602 nt
Organism: Dictyostelium purpureum
Lineage: Eukaryota; Evosea; Eumycetozoa; Dictyosteliales; Dictyosteliaceae
Exons: 2
Coding region: 1-1602 (533 amino acids)
Source: RefSeq, a predicted model, not a curated record
AUGUUAAUAAUAAAAUAUAUAUUUUUUUGUUUAUUAUUGUUUGGUUUUGUUUCAUCAUAUAAUUUCAAUAUCGAAUUUGGGUCCACAGAAACAUAUAAAGAUUAUGAAUGCGGUGGAGAAAUAGACAAAAAUCAAAUCAGUGGUCGAUCAUACCCACCUUGUAAAUCAUUCACUGACCUUGGUUAUAGAAUUAGAUCCAUUAUAGAAACUGAUGAAGAGGAUGUCCUUAAUGUUUAUAUAGUAGUAAAUAGUAGUAGUAUCGAAAACCAACCCAUCGAAAUAAAUGAAGAAGAGUAUCUGGGAACAAUAAACACAUUUUCAAAAAUUCAAAUACAAGUAACUGAUGGUAAUAAGGAACAAAUAAAUAGUAAUAGAGUCCACAUAUAUAGGCAAACCAAUACAUUCUUUAUUGGAAGUUCAUCGAAGUAUCCAAAUUCAUCAAUAGUAAUUAAGGGUUUAUCUUUUUAUAACUGGAAUUCAGUUUUUCCUGAUUCAUAUCCUGUUGUCAAAACGCAACAGUCAUCUGUAUAUUUCGAAAAUGUGGUUUUUUUCAAUACAAUUCAUAUUGUAUUGAGUAAUAGCAUUUAUUCUAUUAGUUACUCUGAUGUUAAUAGUGGAGUGUUGUCAAUUAGUAGCUGCCUUUUUACAAAUAUUUCAACCUCACAAGCUAUAACUUUCAUAUAUAAAACUGUUGGUGUAACAAGUUGUGUUUUUUCAAAUAAUAAUUUCAAUGGUGUAACAUUUUAUAAUGGAGAAAGACUAGUGAUCGACCAGUGCACAUUUACAAAUAACCAAAUUCAGGUAGUUGAUUGUUACAAUUUAUAUUUUUUGGAUUCAAUAAAUAUAACUAUUUCAAAUUCAAAUUUUUACAAUAAUUUAAUAAAUACAAUAGUAUCAAUUAAAAAUACCAUAUCAGUAGCGGGAUAUGCCCAAUUAACUAAUUUAAAUGUAUAUUCAAAUAACACAGUAAUAGGUGACCCCCAGAAUAGAUAUUUGUUUAAACUAUCUCACAGUUCAGAUAAUCUAAAAGUCAUAUUUAAAGAUAUUAAAAUUGAAGAUAUCGGUAGUUUGGACGAAAAUAAAUAUACAGGAAUGAUAUUUUAUUCAGAUAGUAACUCCACUAUAGAAUUAUUGAAUGUUCAAUCGACAAAUAUCAAUAACUUUAAAAAUAUAUUAGAUUUUAAAAACAGUUUUAUAACAAUCACCGAUAGCUAUAUACCCUCACAGGAUAUUUUUAUAAAUGGGAUCAAUAAUAUUAUCGAAACCAAAAAUAGUGUAUACAAUUAUAAUGACAGGAUAAUAAAUCAACUAUGCAACUCUUUAAAUGGUUCAUUCUCUGAUUACUGUAGUUAUAGUAGUUUGAAUUCAAACCCAUCUCACCAUUCAAAUAUUACCAAAGUCGCAAUUAUAGUACCGGUUCUACUCUUUCAAUUGGAUCAAAAAACAAAAAAUAAAAACAACAUUAUAAAUGAAAUAGAUUAUGAAGAUAAUGGAGAAAUAGAUAUCGAUGUUGCUAAUGUUGGUGGUGAUGGCGGUGACAGGGGUGGACCAGGUCCUAAUUUCCUAAACGAUGUUGAAGAUGCCAUUAAUGAUAUAGAUUAA